UUCCCAGUCGCGAUUGCGAGUUAAGCUUAAGAAUAUUCUCUUAUAUUAAUUUGCAAUUUUUCAGAGUAUUCAGAUUGAGACAUUGUCGAAACGUUUUUGUUGUAAUACUUGUAGAGCUGAGAGUGAAUCAUCAUUAGGAAGAGUGUUUUUUACAUUUUCAUUUAAUAUUUCUAGCUUAACGUAAGAUAAUUGACAAUGGAAGACGUAUUGAAUGAGGUUGUGUCUCCAGAUGACUUAAAAAAAUUUGAAAAUAUUUACAAUGAGCAAUUGCGAUCUUCAAAUGUUACUCAAAAAGCACAAUUCGAGUAUGCUUGGUGCCUUGUUAGGAGUAAAUAUCCUGCAGAUAUUAAAAAAGGAAUCAUUUUAUUAGAAGAUCUUUUUAACAAUCAUGAAGAAAGCCAGCGAAGAGAUUGUCUUUAUUACUUAGCUAUUGGAAAUGCAAGGAUUAGGGAAUACACUAAAGCACUUCAUUAUGUUCGAGCAUUUCUACAAAUUGAACCUGGAAACACACAAGUACAAGAUUUAGAAAAAUGUAUUCGAAAAAAAAUGGAAAAAGAGGGUUUUGUUGGGAUGGCUGUAGCAGGAGGUGUGAUUAUUGGUAUUGCAAGUAUUAUUGGUCUUGGUAUUGCCAGAGCAAAAAAAUAGUAGUUAUAUAAUCAGAAAUAAUGUUUUUAUAUUCAAGUGAAACUAUCGAGGCUCUGAUUUUGUUAUUUUUUCAUAUUAACAAUAUGUUCUUUUUCGUUUAAUUUACAAGUAAUAAGCUUUACAAAUGUCAGUAAAAAAGUAGUUAUUGACAUUCCAAGAAAAUAAUUAAUUUUGUUUGUUUUCUUUUUGUACAGUUGUAUAUUAAGGUUUUUAUGUGCUUCGAUAAAAUAAUAUUGUAUUUAAAUUAAUGAAAAGAUAUAUUUGGAAUUAUUUAAAAUAUUUAUCUGUACUACUAGCUUAUUCAAAUGUAUAAAUCAAUUUUGGAAUGAAAUAAUUAAAAUGUACGCAAGCACAAGACUAUUGGGUAAUUCUGUUUAUUAAUAAACAAAUAUAUAAAUAAA
Chelonus insularis is the source of this 1046-nucleotide messenger RNA. RefSeq names its product fission 1 protein (gene Fis1). Gene Ontology annotation, molecular function: protein binding. Gene Ontology annotation, cellular component: mitochondrial outer membrane; peroxisomal membrane. The record is from RefSeq and is a predicted model, not a curated record. Lineage: Eukaryota; Metazoa; Arthropoda; Insecta; Hymenoptera; Braconidae. The transcript is spliced from 4 exons. The coding region runs from base 196 to 645 and encodes 149 amino acids. Gene Ontology annotation, biological process: mitochondrial fragmentation involved in apoptotic process; peroxisome fission; mitochondrial fission.